This is a messenger RNA of Dentiscutata erythropus, 1008 nucleotides long. The record is from the annotation of a GenBank genome assembly. NCBI's taxonomy places the organism in Eukaryota, Fungi, Glomeromycota, Glomeromycetes, Diversisporales, Gigasporaceae.
AUUGAAAGCUCCUAUUUAUUAAUCUAUGCUACAAACACAAAAAUGGGUCAUAUGAAGAAAAGAACAUCUGUAUCAAAUCGUAAAGGCGCAAAGCAUGUCUUGCCUUCUUUUGAACUCAAUAAGGAACAAAGAAACAUUUUAGGCUCUUUAAGUACCCCAAGUGUCUCAAGUAUUCCAAGUGACUCAAGUACUCCAAGUACCUCAAGUGUUGCAAGUAGCCCAAAUGUCUCAAGCGGCCCAAGCAGUUCUCAAAUAGAAUCAAAUAUACAAGUUGCCAAAAAUGUAGCUGUAGAUCCUUAUUCAGUUGAACCUCAUUUAGAUGAACCUCAUUUAGACGAACCUCAUUUAGACGAAACCUGCUUAGAUACAUUAGAUGAUAAUGAUAUUUUAUCUGAUCCAGAUUUGAGAAUUUACCUUUCUUCGACUAUUGGAAGUAUACACGGUGUACAGCUACAAAUGGUCCCCAUGAUACAAGAUAUACAAAAAAAGCUUGAUGAAAUGUAUUUGGACUGGAAAGCUGUAGGCUUUGGUGUGCAAAUGGAAAAUGAUAUCAAAUGGAUAGAGGAUGCUAUUAGUCAAACCAUUUAUGGUUUAAUUGAAAAAGUUAAAUACCCAAGUGAUAAAUGUUUAAUGCAAGUGUGUUACGAUGCAUUGUUAGACAUAAAAGGGGAGGGAUUUACAAACAAAAUUAAACAUGGCGGUUGGAAAUGUUUUUUUAAUAAGCAUGUUCGUACUCCGGCUCAGAAAUUCUGUCACCUGAGAAGAAGUAAUAUUGUCCAGCGUAUUAAAAAUUCAAUUCAUACCAAAUUCAAAGGACUCAUAAAGCCGAAAAGGAAAACUAUCAACCCUGUCAAUGUUGAUGAUAACCCAAAUUAUACAUAUCUUAACUUUAUACUUAAUCGUGCAUUUCCAGAUCCAAAGACAGAAAAAAAUUCUAUUGCAUUUGGGAUGGCCAUUGCAUUCAACUAUUUUGACCCUACAAAAGGGAUUAUCAUAGUUCUGAGUGAG